Ruditapes philippinarum (Manila clam) is the source of this 3186-nucleotide messenger RNA. RefSeq names its product acid phosphatase type 7-like. NCBI's taxonomy places the organism in Eukaryota, Metazoa, Mollusca, Bivalvia, Venerida, Veneridae. Gene Ontology annotation, molecular function: metal ion binding; acid phosphatase activity. The coding region runs from base 60 to 1382 and encodes 440 amino acids. The record is from RefSeq and is a predicted model, not a curated record. The transcript is spliced from 12 exons.
AAAACAUAUAAAUUGUCACAUGAUAGUUCAAAAGUUCAAUUAAUCAUAAUAACAUCGAAAUGGAGUGCACAUACAAAUUGUUGAAAUUGUUGUUAUUCUGUUCACUAGUAAAGUCACAAAAAUUUAUUUCACCGGAGCAGAUUCAUUUGUCAUACGGCGUUGACCCAUCACAUAUGGUAGUGAUAUGGAGUACAAUGAAUGCAACACAGUCAACUGCAGCCUUGAUAGGGUCAGCAUUAAAAGGGCAACCACCAAGCACUGUAGUAAAUGGAACUAGCAGUAAGUUUGUGGACCCUGGUACCUUGCACCAUACACAGUAUAUUCACAGGGUGGAGUUUACUGGGCUUAAGCCAGGAGCACCAUAUAUAUAUAAAGUUGGUAGUACUGUUGAAAACGUAUGGAGUGAGACAUUUGUUUUUAAAACAAUGAGAGAUGGCAAUGACUGGUCGCCACAUGUUGCCUUAUAUGGAGAUUUUGGUUUCUCUAACCAUCAAUCUCUUCAGCGUCUGAUGAUUGACAAUGAUCAGGGCAUGUACGAUGCUGUGUUUCAUGUUGGUGAUUUGGCCUAUGACAUGGACAGUGACAAUGGUUAUGUUGGAGAUAAAUUCAUGAACAUGAUACAACCUUUAACAGCACGGUUACCAUACAUGACAUGCCCUGGCAACCAUGAAAACAAGUAUAAUUUCACACACUACAAGAGGCGUUUCUCAAUGCCAGGUGAUGAGGUUGGUGACAAGAUGUUUUACAGCUUUGACAUUGGUCCAGCUCAUGUUAUAUCGAUAUCAACAGAGUAUUACUUCUACUUACAAUAUGGGGUUGUACAGGCAUUGAGGCAAUACUAUUGGCUGGAGGAUGAUCUAAAGGAAGCUAAUAAACCAGAAAACCGGGCUAAGAGACCAUGGAUCAUUACAAUGGGUCAUCGUCCUAUGUACUGCUCAAAUAAGGAUGGUGAUGAUUGUACAAAACACCAUUCAUUGGUAAGAGAUGGUAUUCCACUUAUUGACAAGUUUGGGCUAGAGAAGAUGUUUUAUGAGAAUGGAGUGGAUUUGGCUGUGUGGGCGCAUGAACAUGCUUAUGAGAGACUCUGGCCUGUUUAUGAGGAUAAGGUAUACAAUGGCAGCUUGAAUCAACCUUACACAAAUCCAGGAGCUCCUGUUCACAUUACUACAGGAUCUGCAGGUUGCCAAGAAAAUCAUGAUCCUUUCAAAAAAGAUCCCUCCCCGUGGUCUGCAUUCCGUAGUGAUGACUAUGGUUAUACUAGGAUGAAGAUAUUCAACAGUACACAUCUCUAUCUGGAGCAGGUCUCUGAUGAUAAGAAUGGUACAGUAAUUGACAAGAUUAUGAUCAUCAAAGACAAACAUGGACCAUACCAUAUCAAGUAAAGACAUAGAGACACUAUGAGAAGAGUGAAUCAAAAAGAAGGGAAAAAUAAUUAUAAAAUAAUAAAAAAAAAAAAAAAAUAAAAAAAUCAAAACUGUUAAUACAAAGUGCAAUCAUUUGAUAAUUUUAUAUUUUUUCUAUUAAUGAAUGAAAGAAUUUUUGUGUGCCUCAAGGAAUUUAUAAAACAUUUUUGUUUUAGUUUUCUUUCAAAAUUGCCAUAUUCAUUUUAAUAUGUAGCCAAUAUCAGAAUCACAAAAUGAUAAUUUUCUGAAGAACUCCAAAAUAUCAACAAAAUUAAUGUAUUCAGAAUGUUUCUCUUCAAAAAGACAGAACAAUUUACUUAUUUUUGAAAAGAAAAAAACCUAUAUUGGUGUGAAAGAAAAAACUGUUUUUGAAUGACCAAGAAUUACUUGUAUGACAAGUUGUUCUGAGAACUUUAGUUUUUAUUAAAAGAAAGCUUUAAUUUUUUCAAGUGAUUUUUUUUUGUAACUUUUGUUUAUUUUUUCUUCUUUUUUUACCAAUAUGGAAUGUCAUAUUUUUCAACAAGUCCAGGGAGAGCAAGGUAACAAUACUGGGAUUUGUACCUCAAUUACUUUAAGAUUAUUGCAUAUAUGUGCAAAAGUGUAAGGGACCAACAUAUAUUGGAAAAAAUAAAGCUUUGGACAAGGUGAUUCUGUGUGACUUACAAAUGUAUGUGUAUAUGUUUUGUUGUAUGAAUUUUACUAGAAUAAAAUGUUUGUUUAAGAUGGUGCUCAUUUUUAUAUUGCUUGAAAUUAUGGUUUCCUGAUUGCUGAAAAUAAUCUUAUUAUUAUAUUAAAAUAAAAUAUUAUGUUUAAUAUGAUCUCAUGCAGAUAACAAAUAAUAUUUUAUAAUUUGAUACUUGUAUGUAAUAUUUGUUAUGAGUGGUAAAAGUGUACAUUUACUGUCAAGUUACUGUAUGUAAUGUGAUGAGUGAGUUGCUUUGAGAAAAUUAAUCUGACUGUUCAUAUUACUGUCAUGUUUAGGUGAAAAAACUUUCAAAACUUUGGAUACACAAUUGCUUAAAGGUAUAAAUUUUUCACAAAAUUGUGUAAACAUAAGGAGAUUUUAGUAAUUACGAUAAUUCAAGUGAAAGAUUUACUUGUAGCUAAACAUUGUCAAAUGUUGGAUUCUAGUGGUUACCUAUUAUAGUUUUCCAAAUUUUACCUUUUUUUAAAAAUUUCGUUUUGUAAGUUUGUUAUUUGUUAAAUAUUUAGAGAUAUUUUUUUUGAGAGUUUUUUUUGUUAAUGAAUAUUUAUUGCUGAUUUGUUAAUUUUACUUCACAUCCUCCAUUUUAAAUUUAUAAUCUCUAAAAGUGUUAAUGAAAGGAUAUGGAGUCAAAAUUAAAACAGUAGUACAAAUCUCAAGGUGGAAAGUUUACACUAAAAAUAUUUGCAUGACGUUGACUUUGUUUUAAAAAUUCUUCAGUUGAAGACUAAUUUUAAUAUUUAGUUAAUGAAAACGGUACUUCAUUGCAUAUAUUUAUAACUUAUUAUUAACAGUAAACUUCUCUCCACCUUUAUUAUUUGUAUGUUUACAUUUAAUAUGAGUGUUUUAUUGUCAGUGAAAACUGAAAUCAAGAUGCAAUAUUCAUUCUCUUUUUAAGUUUGAGGUGAUAGUUACUUGAUGUGAUAAUUAUUUAUGAAAAUUAUUGUUAAACAUUCAUUUGUAGUAUAAAAGUAAAUUACUCAAUAGGUUUUUAAAUGUAUGUAUAAAAAAACAUAUGAUUAUAUACAUGUAUUUAUGCUUGUUAAAAUAAGUACAAAUCAAUAAAUUCUGUAAAACAAG